This is a messenger RNA of Hemicordylus capensis (graceful crag lizard), 1228 nucleotides long. RefSeq names its product thiosulfate sulfurtransferase (gene TST). The transcript has 2 exons. Gene Ontology annotation, molecular function: thiosulfate-cyanide sulfurtransferase activity. Gene Ontology annotation, biological process: transsulfuration. The coding region runs from base 125 to 1018 and encodes 297 amino acids. NCBI's taxonomy places the organism in Eukaryota, Metazoa, Chordata, Lepidosauria, Squamata, Cordylidae. Gene Ontology annotation, cellular component: mitochondrion. The record is from RefSeq and is a predicted model, not a curated record.
CCGCCCCCUCCUUAGUUGAUUGGUGGAGAAUCAGAGCAUGGAAUUUUGAGCCCGUCCCCCUCUCUCCACAUUCCCUGUUGCUAGCAGAGCUCUCAUUUCUCCCAUCAAAAGAGUCUUAGCUAACAUGGUGCAGCAAGUACUCUACAGAGCGCUGGUCUCCACCAAAUGGCUGGCAGAAGCUGUCCGGGCCAAUAAGCUUGGGCCUGAGCUGCGUGUGCUGGAUGCUUCCUGGUACGAGCCUGGUCAGCAAGAUGCCCAAAAAGAAUUCAGAGAGCGGCACAUUCCCGGGGCCUCCUUUUUUGAUAUUGAAGAGUGCAAAGACAAAUCUUCACCUUAUGAGCUCAUGCUGCCCAGUGAAAAACACUUUGCUGACUAUGUGGGUCACCUGGGCAUCAGCAACCACACACAUGUGGUGGUGUAUGACGGAGACCAGUUGGGCAGCUUCUACGCACCACGGGCCUGGUGGAUGUUCCGAGUCUUUGGGCACCGAACGGUCUCCGUGCUGAAUGGUGGGUUCAAGAACUGGGUGAAGGAAGGGCAUCCAGUGACAUCAGAGAUGAGCCGGCCAGAGCCGGCUGUGUUUAAAGCCACUUUGGACAGGUCGCUUGUGAAGACCUAUGAGGAGAUGGUGGAGAACUUGGAAUCCAGGCGGUUCCAGGUGGUGGAUUCCAGAGCAGAAGGGAGGUUCCGAGGAACAGCACCUGAGCCUGGGAAAGAAGGGCUUGAACCAGGUCAUAUCCCAGGCUCUCUGAACAUGCCAUUUUUCAAUUUCCUAACUGAGGAAGGGUUUGAGAAGAGCACGGAUGAGAUUCGGAGCAUGUUCCAGGAAAAGAAGGUGGAUCUCUCAAAACCUCUGAUUGCCACAUGCCGUAAGGGAGUCACGGCCUGCCAUAUUGCUCUGGCAGCAUACCUGUGUAGCAAACCAGAUGUGGCAGUCUAUGAUGGAUCCUGGUCAGAAUGGUUUCGCCGUGCACCACCAGAGCAUAAAAUUUCUGAGUGGAAUCGCAACAAGGCAUAAGUAAGGAAGCGUCUGUCUGCUGUGAUCCUUUCCUCAUUCAUGCUCUGCAAUCGAGAUGUUUAAUAAUUUCUAACAAAGGGCAAAGGAUGGGAAAAUAUGUGAAGCUCAUAGUCAUUUAUAAUUUUCUAGUUUUCUAAUCCAGUGCUGUUUUUAGUAUCUUCUUUUCUCAAGCGGGUAAUUGAAUAAAAUUUAAUUUCAGGUCAAGUGGCA